Messenger RNA from Pelobates fuscus (common spadefoot toad), 8512 nucleotides. RefSeq names its product minichromosome maintenance complex component 3 associated protein (gene MCM3AP). The record is from RefSeq and is a predicted model, not a curated record. NCBI's taxonomy places the organism in Eukaryota, Metazoa, Chordata, Amphibia, Anura, Pelobatidae. The transcript has 28 exons. Gene Ontology annotation, biological process: mRNA export from nucleus. Bases 77 to 8461 code for a protein of 2794 amino acids. Gene Ontology annotation, molecular function: nucleic acid binding. Gene Ontology annotation, cellular component: cytoplasm; nucleus; transcription export complex 2.
GGACAGCGGUGUGUGAGUUGUGUGGCAUGUUAUCUGAAGAUUAGAAUUCCUUUUUGUCUGUUUUCCUCACUCACAAAUGAUGAAUCCCAACAACCCAUUUACAGAACUUUCAGCAGGGGGGUCUGGUGCAUCCCAGAAUCAGAACAGCUUCUCGUUUGGGCAGCCCUCUGUGUUUGGAAAUACAAGUGCAGAUCAGUCCACUCCAGUUUUUGGACAAAAUGCUACUGGCCAGUCUGCUCCUGCAUUUGGAAAUGCUUCUUCAGGCCAAGGUGCGCCUAUGUUUGGACAAUCCAUUACUGGUCAUUCUGCCAACAUGUUUGGUCAGACUACUACUAAUCAGUCCGCUUCCAUUUUUGGACAAAUAACUACUACAAAUCAGUCUACUCCUGCUUUUGGUACUAGUCAAGUUGCUACUGCUUUUGGUCAAGCUUCAUCUGGUCAGUUGCAGUCUGCUCCCACAUUUGGACAAAUUUCAACGGGUCAGACUGCUCCAGCAUUUGGUCAGGCUACUAUUGGAAAAUCUACAUCUGCCUUUGGACAGACUACCAAUGGACAAUCUGCUUCUAUGUUUGGACAGUCUGCUCCAUCAUUUAGACAAAGCUUGACUGGCCAGUCUGCUUCCCCCUUUGGACAAACCUCUGCCCUCUUUGGAGCGACUACUACAGGUCAGCCUACUUCUUUAUUUAGUCAGUCCAACACUACCCUCACAGUUUCCCCAUUCGGACAAGUUGCUACUAGUCAAUCUGCACCCCAAUUUGGACAGACUAUAUCUAACCAGUCUGCAACCUCCUUUGGACAGAUGUCUUCUAACCAGUCUGCGACUCCUUUUGGGCAGGCUGCAUCUAACCAGUCUACAACUCCCUUUGGGCAGGCUACAUCUAGCCAGUCUUCAGCCCCCUUUGGACUGGCUACAUCGAGUCAGUCGUCUGCCCCCUUUGGACAAGCUACAUCGAGCCAGUCUGCAGCCCCUUUUGGACAAGCUACAUCGAGCCAGUCUUCAGCCCCCUUUGGACAAGCUACAUCGCGCCAGUCUUCAGCCCCCUUUGGACAGGCUACAUCUAACCAGUCUCCAGCCCCCUUUGGACAGGCUACAUCUAACCAGUCUCCAGCCCCCUUUGGACAGGCUACAUCUAGCCAGUCUUCAGCCCCCUUUGGACAGGCUACAUCUAGCCAGUCUUCAGCCCCCUUUGGACAGGCUACAUCUAGCCAGUCUUCAGCCCCCUUUGGACAGGCUACAUCUAGCCAGUCUUCAGCCCCCUUUGGACAGGCUACAUCUAGCCAGUCUUCAGCCCCCUUUGGACAGGCUACAUCUAGCCAGUCUUCAGCCCUCUUUGGACAGGCUACAUCUAGCCAGUCUUCAGCCCCCUUUGGACAGGCUACAUCUAGCCAGUCUUCAGCCCCCUUUGGACAGGCUACAUCUAGCCAGUCUUCAGCCCCCUUUGGACAGGCUACAUCUAGCCAGUCUUCAGCCCCCUUUGGUCAGGCUACAUCUAGCCAGUCUUCAGCUCCCUUUGGACAGGCUACAUCUAGCCAGUCUUCAGCUCCCUAUGGACAGGCUACAUCCAGCCAGUCUUCAGCCCCCUUUGGACAGGCUACAUCCAGCCAGUCUUCAGCCCCCUUUGGACAGGCUACAUCCAGCCAGUCUUCAGCCCCCUUUGGACAGGCUACAUCCAGCCAGUCUUCAGCCCCCUUUGGACAGGCUACAUCCAGCCAGUCUUCAGCCCCCUUUGGACAGGCUACAUCCAGCCAGUCUUCAGCCCCCUUUGGACAGGCUACAUCCAGCCAGUCUUCAGCCCCCUUUGGACAGGCUACAUCCAGCCAGUCUUCAGCCCCCUUUGGACAGGCUACAUCCAGCCAGUCUUCAGCCCCCUUUGGACAGGCUACAUCCAGCCAGUCUUCAGCCCCCUUUGGACAGGCUACAUCCAGCCAGCCUUCAGCCCCCUUUGGACAGGCUACAUCCAGCCAGUCUUUAGCCCCCUUUGGACAGGCUACAUCCAGCCAGUCUUUAGCCCCCUUUGGACAGGCUACAUCCAGCCAGUCUUUAGCCCCCUUUGGACAGGCUACAUCCAGCCAGUCUUCAGCCCCCUUUGGACAGGCUACAUCCAGCCAGUCUUCAGCCCCCUUUGGACAGGCUACAUCCAGCCAGUCUUCAGCCCCCUUUGGACAGGCUACAUCCAGCCAGUCUUCAGCCCCCUUUGGACAGGCUACAUCCAGCCAGUCUUCAGCCCCCUUUGGACAGGCUACAUCCAGCCAGUCUUCAGCCCCCUUUGGACCAGCUGCAAGUAGCCAGUCUGUUCCUCUUUUUGGACAGACUGUAACUAGCCAGUCUGCUUCCCUCUUUGGACAGUCAGCUACCAGCAAGACUGCAACUUUGACUACACAACCUGCAUCCAUAUUUGGAAAACCUGCAUCCAUAUUUGGACAAGCCACCACUGAGUCUUCUACUACCUCUUCAAAUGACCGUGGUUUCGGAUUUGCAAAGUUAAAUGCUGCAGAGACUCAAUUUAGGCAAGUUACAUCUGGACAGAGAUUUGGAUUUGGGCAGGGAUCAUCUACAUUUGGACAACAACCUGGAAGCCAGUCAUCUGGCUUUGGGCAUGCUAAUUCUGGGCAGACUGGUGUUCAGUUAUCUUUUAAUCAGAGUGCUAGUGGAGUUGGACAGAGCAGUCCAGGGAAGGCUCCUCUCUUUGGAGAGACUUCUGGAAAUACUGUAUUUGGGCAGCAAACAUCUCACUUGGGGCAGUCUGUAAGUGAAACGCAUACACAGAUGAACACUGAAUCUGAUUCAACAGAUUCAAAAGUAUCUACCAGCACAACAUCAUCCACAUUUGCACAGAUGUCUAAUGUGCCUGGAUCAAAUUCAGAGAACCGAUUCAAGCCUCCUGCAAAUUCUACUUUCAAGCCAAUCUUUGGAGCAGUCAAUGUACCGGAAAAGUCUAAGAGCCAUGGUCCCACAUCUUUCACCUUCCAAAAUUUUGCUAAAAAUGAAUUGGGGAAUCAAAAAACAAAUGACGGUCACCAUGAUGCAGGCUCAUCAGGUGAAAUUAAAAGUGGUGGAAACUUCUCUUUUUCUUCAUUUGACAAGAGAAACAAGGAUGAAAUGGUAGCAUCACAGUCAACGUUGAAAAGUGUAGGAAGUAAUUUCAGCAGUUUUGUUAGCCCUAACACCAGUGAUGGGCAGUCACAGCUUUCAGAAAAUUUCAGGAAAGAAGAGUAUCAUAGAGGUUCCAAGAGGAAGGAAGGCCAGGAACUUUCCUCUGUUAAACAUGUACCCCCUUCUUCAGAAGAGUCAUCCUCCAUGCCACAAACUGAUCACCCUCCUGUGAAGAGGCAUGGCAGACUUGGACACCAACUCACUGGAGGUGCUAAUCUUUUGGUUAGAAGCCUGUAUGAUGUUGUAAAGAGUCACAUGAAGACUGAACAUAAAAAUACCAAAAAGGAAGAAUUAAGUACAAGCCAACAGCCUACAGAUUCAGAGUCUAAUAAUUCUUCACAGCCAGCCAAUCAGUCCAUGCACACUAAAGAUUUUCCUGCUUCUGGGUCUAUCCUGCAAACUACCAACAAAGUCCAACCUUCAACUGGCCCUGGCCAAACUGUUUCUGGUAAAAAUCAGAUAUCUGUUGGACCAAGCCAAACAAUACCUAGCCGAACAAUUUCUACUAUAGUUACAGGCAACCAAACCACUCCCAGAACUUAUUCUAUGGCACGAUCUAAUCAACCAGCACUUGGCAGACCUCAACCUCUGCUACAGAUAGAAGCAUCAUCUGAAGAAAUAACAGCUCUUUCUAAAAAGAUCCCAGUACGUAGAGCCCGGCGUUCAGAUAGUGAAGAGAGUGUGACUGCUUUGUCUCAAAAUGAACUGACUGCUAUCCAGGUUCGAAACGUCCCUAAGCGUCUGAAUCAAAAAAAGUAUCUUGAGAAAUAUUUCAGCAAGUUUGGAAAGGUGCAGCGUCUGUACUGCAGGCAAGGGAGCAACAUGGUGAUUGUUCAUUUCUUCAAUCACACAUCUGCAGUUCAUGCCAAGAAAAUGGGAGUAAAGCUGCAUAAGGAUGUAACCAUAUUUUGGCAUCGGAAGAAAAACAGUCCGAAUAAAAAGGAAUCUUCGUCCUCUAAGAAUACAAGUCUUGAAGACGAAAUGGAAGGUCAACAGAGCGAGGAAGAAAGCCCUUUGCUGACAUCACCUAUGAGCAGAUCCACAUUCCAAAACCUAACUGCUAGCAGAGGAUCUAAAGGAUCGCCAAACAAAAUGUCUAUGGUCUCAAAAACUCUUCAAUUUGACACUGAGAGCUCUGACCUCCAGGCGUCGACUCCUGAUACUACAGCAGCAUCGCUGCUACCUAUGCUCUCACAUCUUGUGGGGACUGUGGCAGAAACAUCAGAAGAGAAGUAUCGACUGCUGGACCAAAGAGACAGAAUCUUGAGACAGGCCCGAGUGAAACGAACAGAACUAGAUCAGGCUAAGGUAUUUGUGGGAACAUGUCCUGAUAUGUGUCCAGAGAAAGAACGAUACAUGAGGGACACGCGACAGCAGCUCAGCAUCUAUGAAUAUUUUCCAGGAACUGACAAGCUCGAUCAUGCAGCUACUAUCAAAGAGUAUAGUCGUUCCUCUGCUGAUCAGGAGGAACCUCUGCCUCAUGAGCUACGCCCAGCACAUGUUCUUAAUAUGACUAUGGAUUACCUGGUGACUCAGAUUAUGGAUCAAGGAGAGGACAAUUACCGGGAAUGGUAUGACUUUGUUUGGAACCGGACCCGUGGGAUCAGAAAGGACAUUACCCAGCAGCAUUUAUGUGAUCUGACGACUGUAACUCUGAUGGAGAAGUGCAUGCGUUUCCACAUACACUGUGCCUACCAACUGUGUGAGGAGCCCAUAUCCUCAUUUGAUCCAAAGAUCAACAAUGAAAACAUGACAAAAUGUUUGCAGAGCUUAAAGGAGAUGUACCAGGACCUAGAGAAUCGUGGGAUAUCCUGCCCUUGUGAGCCAGAGUUCAGAGGUUACAGUGUCCUGCUUAGCCUAAAUAAGGGAGACAUUCUCAGGGAGGUGCAGCAGUUUCAGCCUGUUGUCCGUAAUUCUGCAGACGUGAAAUUCGCAGUCCAAGUGUUUGCCGCAUUGAACAGUACAAACUUUGUCCGUUUCUUUAAGCUAGUUCAGUCGGCAUCUUAUCUGAGCAGUUGCAUCUUGCACGGUUACUUCAACCAGAUUCGGCGAGAGGGAUUGCGGGCCCUUAAUGUUGCAUAUACUCCAAGCAUCCAGAGACCCACUUCUUUCCCCAUGGAGAACAUAAUGCGUUUGCUCUUUUUCCACGACACUCAAGAGGCAGCGGAGUUCCUCAGUUUAUAUGGCCUGAGUUUGUUUGACGGGUACGUGGAGCUAAACCGUUUGGCAUUUGCUGAACCAGAGAUUCCACCUAAUCCUAAGAAGUGUUUGUUUAUCAACAACAAGUGUAACGUUUCAGUGGGAGAAAUAGUGAAUGGUGCACCUCUAGCACCAUACUUCAUUCAUCACCCCGUAUGCAGCUUUGAUGCUCAGAAUAAGUUUACAGGUGGAAUCAGCGUUGUGGAUCAGGAAAGAAGAGUUUGCCAAGAGACAGCUGAAACAAAUGUAGAAGUCAAAACUGCUGAGGCUGAAGAGGUUGCAAUCAAACGUACAGUUGUAUUUCAAUCAACCCCUGUGGAACCAACCGUUCCUACCCAGACUGUAUUCAAGCCCAUCUUUCCACCUGAACGGAUGCCAUCUCCACCUAAACCUAUUUACAGUGACCAGGAUAUUGCUCCCAUGCUUGAGGAACUUGUUGAAGAUGUACUCAAAGAAUACAGUAUGGAGCUCACUAAAGCGGGAGUUUCAUAUGUUUCUUUUGCCACGAGAGAGUCAUCUUUGCUUUCAGAUGGUCUUUUUACAGAUGUGGUCUCAGAAUUAACACAGAAGGUUGCAACGGAAGUAUUUCAAAUGGAGACUCUGAGGUUACAGGAUGAGAAACGUAGGAUAGAGGAAGAAGCCAGAUUAAAGCAGGAGAGGGAGAAGUUGUUGACUUCAAUAAGCAGUUCCCUGUGCAGAGAUUUACUCCACGAUGUUUUAACUAAAGAUAUCUACAGUAUUGCAAGUGAAGGACUGCAACAAGCUGUGCAGCUGGACCAUAGUGCUCGUAUUGCACGCUGUUCCCAGGAUGUGUGUGACCAAUAUCUUGGUCAGUUUCUUGAUGAGGAGAUGGUGCGGGUAGCCAGAGAAUCCCUACGUGAAAUGAAUUGUUACAGCAAAUAUAUGCAGAGAUGGAGAGAUGUUUUGGCUUCCCGAAAGAAACUGAGGCGCCAGAUGAGAGGGUUUCCUGCUGCUCCCGGUUCUGUGGCUCGUGAUGACAAACUGAAGGCAUUAAUUCCCAGUGCUACUUUAACCGUUGAUGUACAGAGCCUUGCCAAUGGAUUCUUAGACAUGGGGCAUGCUGGAAAACUAAGCGUGUCCAUCACCAGGCUCAUGCAGCUCCGAGAGCAGACUUUCCACAAAAUGAAAGUUCAACAUUAUUUUCAGGAGCUCCUGUGUGAUGCCGCAUGGUCUCCUUUGGAUUUACCUCCACUGAUUGUACAGCACCUUUCAUCAUGGAAAAAAUGUAUUUUUUGGAAGGUGGUUCUUAUUUUACCAGAAUAUGAUGAACCCAAUGACCCUAACUGCAUCCUUUCUGAGUGGUUAAAGGCAAAGUUCUACAGGAUGGAUAGUGAGGCCACACAGAACCAAGAACAGCAAAUACAGACACUAGCACUGUACAGCUCAUUGGAGAGACAUGGAGAGAGCUCUGUGUGUGUAAACGUGUGUGUAAAGGCAGUACAUGGGCCUAUCACUCCAUCUGAGUUGGAGCAAGCUGAGACUCAAAAACAGUUCUUGGGGACAAGUGGUGUUGUGUUCUUGUUGCCAACUCGACCCAAUGUAAAUGAUGAUGAGGAUGAUGUGUAUUGGAUCUCUGCAGUACUCCAGCUUAAGCAGCUUCUACAGGCAAAGCCGUUCCAUCCCCCACCUCCCCUUGCAGUUCUUGUACCUGGGCAGUGCCAAGACUUAAUGAGUGAAGUUGAAGAAGAACUGAAUCUUAAAGAUCUGGUUUCAUGUGGUCUACUCUCGGAGUAUGUAAUUCUCCCUAUCCCAGCUACUGUUAAUGACCUACAAGGUACAAAGAAGGUCUCUUCUGCCGUGCAGUUCCUUGUAUCCCACUGCCCUCAAUUCUUGGAGCUGCGUUCUCUCCCUUUGCGUCAAUACAUAGAGGAUGGUGUGUACAAUACCUUCAGCAAACACUUUCAUCAUGAUGCUUGUGAGCGCACAAAAGCAAAGCUGCCUCCACAGAAUCCUGCAGCCAUCAUUGAUCUCUACAACUGUGCUCUCUCAUUCCUGGCAAAGGCUGUGUCUUUAGAAUAUCUUUCUGACCUUUCUUGGCCAGUAACAGAGUUUACAUGUCCAAAAGGAAGCUCUUUAUUGCCCCAUCUGGGUUGGAACAGCCUCACACACCUCGCCUGGCUGAAACAGGUUGUGCUUUCCUUCCAGUUACCACAGAUGGACAUGCCACCUCUAGGGGCUCCCUGGCUUCCUGUUUGUUCUAUGAUCCUCGAGUACGUAAGUCAGAUUUGUAAGUACCGAAAGUCUUUGCCUGUCCUAAUCUCUGAGGUAAAACAUCUCCUGUGGAACGCUUACAAGUCUUGGGAAGAGAGUAAUGAGGAAGCAGAUGGGAUGGGACCUCCUGUACAAGAUAUUCCCUGGAAUGGAUUAAUAUCUCUUUGUAUCAAUCACAAAUUGCGAGAGUGGGAUUCGCCAUUGAGAUCCGAUAAAUCAGAUUCUAAGGAAGAACUGCUUAUAUACUUUUUGGAAGAAGAAUUAAGUAAUUUUACACCUCCUGAGACAUGGGAAAAUGCUCGACACAACACACUUCAGUUUCUGCAGCAGUCUAAUGACAGUUCCCCUGGACAAAGGUGGCAUUCUCGACAAACACCCAAGGCUGUGGGCUCACUUCAGUUUACUUUCAACAAAGAUGUGGAAGACAUGACAAUGGAUACAGAGACUGAUUACCAAAAAGCCCUUAGCAAGUUGAAACACACCAUAAAUGCUGAAAAGGAGGAAAGCCAAAGGUUUGAAGAAAAACUGCAGCACUUACUUGAAGAGAACGCUCUGGAAGAGUCUGCAUCUCUCUGCCUUCCACUUUACCUACCUGAGGCUCUACUAAAACCUUCAGGAAUUCUGCCAGAAGUAAUGGAUGGAAGUCUGUGUAUUGCCUCUUCAUCUCUAAAAAGUACUGCAUGUACGCCUUUCUUGCAAGAAUCGUUAAGAAAUGCUACUAUGUGUGUUAAAGAAAGUGUUAUGGAUAGAACACCACUAUCAGGCUCUUUAACAGACACUAUGGACGAACUACGCAGGCAGCUGAGAGUAAAUCAGCAGGAGGACAAGUCUUUUGAAAUGCACUUGAAGACGCUAUUGGAUGUGGGAGAACUUUAAGCAGAUAUUUGUUGCUUAACACAUGUUGCAGACAUAAAACUGCACCUAUCA